GUAUACACAAACAAUUGUCAUAGAUAAAACAACAUAUUUUGAAGAAAAUAUACAUAUAUGUAAAAAAAAUAUGCAUCAACUAUAUCAAUUUGAUAUGAUGAAGGGAACAAUAGGACAGGAACGGUAGGCACUUUUGUGCUCUUAUGCACGCCCCUUAUAGUCCUCUUAGGAAUGGGGGGAGGAUUUAGAUGGAGACAGAGCUAGAGAUGAGUUGUAUUUGCUUGUUUCCAGGUGUCUGUUCCAGGGAUUAGUUGUAUGGAGAAGUUACAUUUGAAAUGUUACAUUAAAAAAAAGAUUUGAAACAUUAUAGUAAAAGAUUGGAAACUUUAGAUUAAAAAAAACUUGGGUAACACUAUACAAUCCUUAUGAGUGUCAAAUGCCUAAAACUAUUUGUCCUGAUUUGUUUGGCUUCCUCCUAAAACUAUAAAUUCAGACAAAUACAUUUUGUACAAACUCUUCAACAAGACUCAGUGUCAUUAAAUACACUAUUUCUUAUUUCUUGGCUAACAGUAUGAUAGGAUGGGCUUAGUUCUUCUGAUAUCAGAAAUUAGUGACGAUAAGGUCGAUGUUUACAGUUCAAGACUUGCCUUCCUCCUCUCUUCUUUGAGCAAGAUUUUCAUUUUCUAAAAAGUUUGCCUUCUUUCAUCUAAUAACUUCAUAACCAUUCCCCAUGCAGCUCCCCCCCCUCAGGUUUCCUGACACUCUACAAAUUCUCCCCGAUCUGAUCUGCAGUCUGCAAUAUUUGGGAGACGGUUGCCAAAAGACUAAAGGUACAAUUGACACUUGGCCACUAACUAAGGCCAUCUCCAAGAUCUACCUAUUUCCACUUGGUAAUAUAGCUUGUCUACUUUUCUACAAUCUUUUACACUAACUGCAAACUGAUUUUUCAUUUUUUUUUACUCUCAGCUGAGAUACUAUUUUUUUUUCUUUUCUGCUGAGAUUUUAAUUUUCAUCUUUUAUUUAUCUGCCAUUUUUUAAUACAUCUGUGGAUUACUAUUUCUACAAGGCAACCUAAGACUCUCAGUUCUGCUUCAACAUUAGCCACAGGAGAGAUCAAAAGGAGAACUGAGAACUCCUAUAGAACUCAGGAGAAAUUUCCUGACAAUGAGAACAAUUAACCAGUGGAACAGCUUGCCCUCAUAACAAUUAACCAGCUUGCUCCAUCUGUGGAAGUUUUUAAGAAGAGACCGGACAGCCAUUUGUCUGAAAUGGUAUAGGGUCUCCUGCUUGAGCAGGAGGCUGGACUAGAAGGCCUCCAAGGCUCCUUCCGACUCUUUUAUUCUGCUAUUCGAUCGCUUCCGUCCCUUUCUCUACCAAACCGCUUUCUCCGAAAAGACGGCAGAGACAGCUUCAAACUCUGCUAUUGAGCAUGCGCGGCUAAACGGAGCAUGCCCACUUUCUCCCAGGAACGGCGGUCGAACAAGGGACAUCGAUGGUUGACGGGAAAAGACAUGGAAGGUAGAAAAAGUCGCUUCAACUGGAGGGGGCUUCCCUUCGCCUUUAUUUUGGGCUUCAUCCUCGCGCUAGCCCCGCCGAUCGCCCAGAGCCGGACGCUCCGCUUCGUUAUUGUGUUGUAUCGGCAUGGAGAUCGCUCUCCCGUAAAGGCAUAUCCCCGAGAUCCCUAUCAGGAAAGCGCCUGGCCCCAAGGAUUUGGACAGCUGUCUCAGGAAGGGAUGCAGCAACAGUGGGACCUGGGCCAAGCUCUUCGUAGGCGUUACGAUGGAUUCCUGAAUGUGUCAUACAAUAGGCAAGAGAUCUUUGUUCGAAGUACAGAUUUUGAUCGAACCUUGAUGAGUGCCGAGGCAAAUCUGGCAGGCCUGUAUCCUCCAGAAGGGGAACAAGUGUUUAAUCCCAAUAUUACUUGGCAGCCUAUUCCUGUACACACUGUGCCUGAUCACAUGGAGAAGCUCUUGCGGUUUCCAUUAUCUUCCUGUCCCCGUUAUGAACAGCUGCAAAAUGAGACCAGGCAGACGCCAGAGUAUGUAAAUAUGACCGUCCAGAAUAUGGAAUUCUUGAAAAUGGUGGCAAACAUGACAGGAAUUCAGGAUGUUUCCCUUGAAUCUAUCUGGAGUGUGCAUGAUGCACUCUUCUGUGAGUCAACGCACAAAAUGCAUCUUCCAGCAUGGGUAACUCCUGUGGUGAUGGCCAAACUGAAGGAGUUAAAAGAUUACAGUUUUAAUGUCCUUUUUGGCAUCCAUAGACAAGUGGAGAAAGCUCGUCUGCAGGGCGGAGUUCUUUUGUCUCAAAUAAGGAAGAAUCUUACAUUAGCUACAAACAACUCAGUACCUCACCAUCUCAAAAUGAUUAUGUACUCAGCGCAUGACACCACUCUUGCGGCACUGCAGACAGCUCUGAAUAUUUACAAUGGGAAGCAACCGCCCUAUGCUUCAUGUCAUAUAUUUGAACUGCACCAAGAAGAUGACGGUAACUUUACAGUGGAGAUGUUCUUUCGGAAUGAGAGUCAGAAGGAGCCUUAUGUAUUGCAGCUUCCCAACUGUAAACAGCACUGUCCCCUGCCACAAUUCCUGAAACUUACAGAGCCAGUUAUUUCAAAGGACUGGAAACAGGAAUGUCAGAUAAUAAAUGCAUGGAACGACACAGAACUUAUUGUGACUUUGGCUGUCUGUGGAUCUCUCCUGUUCUUACUUAUCAUUCUGCUCCUGACAGUACUCUUCCGUGUGAAGUCCCAGCCUCUUGGCUACAGCCAUCUUUCCAAUGAAGGAGAGGAACAGCCUUGACAAUUGCUUCAGCCCCUCCUGAGGCAGCAAGAGGAAACAGAGCUGAUCUCAGGGACAAAUGGGGCCUCAUUCAAUGACUAAACAUCUUAUUGAUUUUGAUUUUUGAAGCAGAAGAGUUGACAGUGGAGCUGUUGCAACUAGCAGAUGCAUUCUAUCUAACACAGCAUAAUGCAGUUAGUUGCUAGGAGUAAAAUGCCAACGUAGUCUUAGAUUGAUUUCUCAGUGCAUGACUAGUUCAACAAGAAGGUUAUGCCUUUCUUUCUCUGAACUCAAUAUCCUGUCUUAAUGGUUUAAAAAUGGCACAGAAAAGUGGCCCACUGCUCCUUAAAAAGCCUUCAGUCUAGUAGCUGCCACUUGUACCUGUCUUCUAUACUGUGACAGCGGCGUGAUACUAAACCAGCAAUAACCAAUUGCUUCCACUGAGUCAGUAAUUCAGAACAAAUAAUGGUUUCUAUCAUAGAAAACAGCCAUAGGAAGAAAUCUUAAAUUCACUCAACAGAGAUUGCCAUAAUGGGAAUCACUUCCAAGUCAACACAAACAGAAUUGUGCUAUAUGUACUUUACUCAGUCUUUAGAUACUCAAAACAUAGGACAAGUGACAAUAUAACAAUAUAACAACAGAGUUGUAAGGGACCUUGGAGGCCUUCUAGUCCAACCCCCUGCCCAGGCAGGAAACCCUACACCAUCUCAGACAGAUGGUUAUCCAACAUUUUCUUAAAAAUUUCCAGUGUUGGAGCAUUCACAACUUCUGCAGGCAAGUUGUUCCACUUAUUAAUUGUUCUAACUGUCAGGAAAUUUCUCCUUAGUUCUAAGUUGCUUCUUUCCUUGAUUAGUUUCCACCCAUUGCUUCUUGUUCUACCCUCAGAUGCUUUGGAGAACAGCCCGACUCCCUCUUCUUUGUGGCAACCCCUGAGAUAUUGGAAGACAUUAAAUUCCUCCCUGCCCUCUGUAAUAGGAAAGGGAUUGAUCAAAUUUAUGUAUUCUAGCCAUUACUUACAUACCUAUGGUACACAUCAUGCACAGCAUUCUGGACAAGAAGAAUGUAAAAAGAACAUGUGCUUUAAGACACAUGCUCAAACAUUCAAAAGUCUUAUUCAAAUAUCUGUGGUAGAAAUAUUUAUGUCUCUGGUUUUACAUUCCUAAACUUCAUUUUGAAACAUGCUGCUGAAGUUAAAGACCAGAUAACUUUUAACUUAGCAGGAUCUAUUGUUAUGUAAUAUACACGGUCCUAUAUAUUUGGGAGAUCAGCAGCUCCCAAACCUUUCCUAGUGCUCAUUCCAUUCCACUGAUGCUGGUGCUAUACAUUUUCUCUUGGCUCUUGCUUAAACCCUUUAACUUUUGGCCCGGUUUUUUUUCCCCUUCACUGAUUGCGCUUCACCUCAAAUUGUAUAUGCCUUCUUUACACAAUGAAAUGCAGCAUAGAUGUCUUUCUUAUUCCUCUCCAUGAAGAGAAAAAUAUUACACGUACUACCUCAUCAAAAAUAUUA
Molecule: messenger RNA, 4224 nt
Organism: Ahaetulla prasina
Lineage: Eukaryota; Metazoa; Chordata; Lepidosauria; Squamata; Colubridae
Gene: ACP2
Product: acid phosphatase 2, lysosomal
Exons: 11
Coding region: 1389-2738 (449 amino acids)
Biological process (GO): lysosome organization; dephosphorylation
Cellular component (GO): lysosome
Molecular function (GO): acid phosphatase activity
Source: RefSeq, a predicted model, not a curated record